AUGGUGCAGCAGAACUUGACAGCGUUUUCGCACAGCGUGGACUUGCGUGGCCCACUGACGAAAGACAUUACUGCAGAGAGCUUUUCAGAGCGUUUGGUGCCCUUCACCUUGACUACUUGGCUUUGUUUGCUCUUCUUGUACUUGAUCUUCUUUGCGCACGAGAUGUAUGCUGCCAGGGUCAAACCACUCUGGGCGAACGAGCAGAAGGCCAGCAGCCUGAUGUUUCAAUCUUCCGUGCUCUUCUAUUGGUUUUACUGGUACGUCAACGAGGCGAUGCUGUUGCCUGUGACCUUGGACUUCGCUGUCAGCAUGGGCCAAAGCGCCACGAUGUCUGGCUUCUUCAUUAGCAGUUCUUUGAUCGCCUUGAUUCUGGGACUCUUCAUGGGCAAGAAGCUGGUGCCAGAAGCUUCGUUUGAUCAGCGCAGGGCACGUUCUUUGCUUGUGUGGUCCAACCUCGUUGCAACCCUCUUCAUGCUACUGGAAGCUGCCGUUUGCAACUCUGCGGUUCAUUGGAGCAUGCCAGCCAAAGGGGUGGUCUUUUGGGUGAUGAUUCUGAUCUCCCAAGCGCAUGGCUUUGUUGGAGCGUUGCCCUAUGUGCCGCUCAUGGUGAUGUGGGGCAAGUUCACACCCAAGAGUGAGAUGUCCUUCUGGAUGAUUCUGACCCAAUGUGUGCGGCAGAGUGGCCUCUUGGUCGGCCCAGCCAUCUUCGCGCUGGUGAGUGUCCUGGUGAAGGGUGGUUCGCCCAUUGCGCCUCCCUCGCUGAUGGCCUGGGUGGUUUUGGCACAAGCUGUCUUGGGACUGGCCUCGGUCUUGCUGAACGCCCUGGUCAUCCCGCAGCAGAUGCCUCCCCUGCCAGACGCUGACGCGGACGACGCGGAGGAACCGGAAGAUGUGACGCUGAGCAACGACCCGAAGACAGAGCGGUCGGUGGAGGAGUUGGAGUUGCCGCAGCGGCAGGAGGUGGUACAGGGCAUGAUCUUCUAUGCCUUCGAGCGUCAGUUGGUCACUGCCUCCAUUGAGGUCAGCACCAUCAUGCUUCUCGAGGUCUCCUACGGCUGGUCGGUGGAGCUGAGCGGGAUCGUCUUCACGGUGGUGUCCUUCACCGGCCUCUUUGCAUCCGUCGUUCGGCCAGGUUUGCCAGGAGUCCACGGUGUUUUUUGCCUGCAAUGCCAUUGCGCUGGUGGGCGUGAUCUUCCUCUUUGA
Molecule: messenger RNA, 1203 nt
Organism: Durusdinium trenchii
Lineage: Eukaryota; Dinophyceae; Suessiales; Symbiodiniaceae
Source: the annotation of a GenBank genome assembly